AUGCCGGCCGAAAGGCGUUCUUUGCGAUCAAACAAUAAAUCCGACACCUCUUCAUCCGCUAACGGUGAAAAGGCAAACUCGAACUCUCAGAGCCCGGGUGCGAAAGACAAGGCGCCCACUACUCGCGCCGCCGCCAACAAGGCCAAGUCAGCUCCGGCCAAGAAAGACGCAAAAGGCGCAUCAAACGGCAACAUGGGAGACGAUGAUAAGUCGCAUACGAACGGAUCGAAGUCAACCGAGAACGGUGUGAAUGGAUCCGAAGAUGUUGAGAUGGGAGAUACGGCAGUGCCCCCAACCAAGGGUUCCAAAUCGUCUGGCAAGGAUAAGGAGGACGAUGUGACGAUGGAAGGUGCGGAGGAUGUCGAGACCACCGAGCCAGAGGUCGACCCGACAACUAAGGCGAUUCAAGACAUCAAAUCCAACUUUACCCUUCUCGAGCGAGCCGUUGCCCAUUUCGACCCCAGAUUUACCCUCCGUGUUCUGCGAUCGAUAUCGUCGAUGCGGAAACACCUCACCCCGGAGGUCCUCGCCGAAGUCAUUGUGGAAACCUAUUCCGCUUCUAGCUCUACCGCCUCGUUCCUUUUGGAAGCUCUUGGCCAAACCAAUGCUUUCGAAAAUGCUCCAGCUAGUUCGGAUAUGGAAGUUGACUCGGAUAAGAAUCCCAUCGCUCAGGAGACCCUUGCCGAGGUGGAUGCAUAUCUUGCUAUUCUCGUCCAGAUAUACCUGUUCGACCAACGAGAGAUUCAGAAGGGAGUCCAGUUCUCGACAAACUUGAUCGAGCGCCUGCGAGCAUUGAACCGUCGUACGCUGGAUUCUCUCACCGCCCGCGCGUACUUUUACUACUCUCUCUUCUUCGAGCAAAUCGCUCCGCUUCCUCCUUCUCCUGCAGCGGCUGUUACCACUAUCCGCCAGCCAUUGUUGGCGGCGCUUCGCACGGCUGUGCUUCGGAAAGAUGUCGAUACACAGGCUACUGUGAUGACCUUGCUGCUUCGCAACUACCUGUCCACGUCUCAUAUCUCACAGGCAGAUCUACUGAUCUCGCACAACCCAUUCCCCGUGGCUGCUUCUAACAAUCAGAUUGCUCGGUAUCUGUUCUACCUCGGCCGCAUCCGUGCUAUUCAGCUGCAAUACACAGAGGCCCAUAGUCAUCUGAUUGGGGCUACGCGUAAGUCGCCUGCUAGCCCGGUGGCUCGUGGGUUCUACCAGGCCUCUAACAAGUUGUUGGUCGUUGUCGAGCUAUUGAUGGGUGAUAUUCCUGACCGUGCAGUCUUCCGCCAACCGGCUCUGGAACGGGCCAUGCACCCUUAUCUGUUGCUUUCUCAGGCAGUCAGUGUUGCUGAUCUGGAUGGGUUCCUCAACAUUGUCAACACCUACAGUGAGACUUUCCGGAAAGAUGGCACAUACACCUUGAUCUUGCGUCUUCGGCAGAAUGUCAUCAAGACCGGUAUUCGCAUGAUGUCACUGUCUUACUCUCGUAUCUCGCUGCGGGAUAUUUGCCUUCGCCUUGGACUCGACAGCGAAGAAUCUGCCGAGUACAUUGUGGCCAAGGCUAUUCGAGACGGUGUUAUCGAGGCUACGCUUGAUCACGAGCACGGAUUCAUGAAGAGUAAGGAAGUGGGUGACAUCUAUGCCACCAGAGAGCCUGGCGAGGCGUUCCACGAGCGUAUCCGCGCCUGUCUGGCCCUCCACGAUGAGAGUGUUAAGGCUAUGCGUUUCCCCAUGAACCAGCACCGCCUGGAGCUCAAGAGUGCCCAAGAAGCUCGGGAACGGGAGCGCGAGCUUGCCAAAGAGAUCCAGGAGGGAGACAUGGACGAUGAAGAUGCCGGUGGUGAUUUCGAUGCCAUUUAA
This is a messenger RNA of Penicillium roqueforti, 1848 nucleotides long. RefSeq names its product proteasome regulatory particle lid subunit RPN3. The record is from RefSeq and is a predicted model, not a curated record. NCBI's taxonomy places the organism in Eukaryota, Fungi, Ascomycota, Eurotiomycetes, Eurotiales, Aspergillaceae. Gene Ontology annotation, biological process: regulation of protein catabolic process; ubiquitin-dependent protein catabolic process. Gene Ontology annotation, cellular component: proteasome complex; proteasome regulatory particle, lid subcomplex. The transcript has 4 exons. The coding region runs from base 1 to 1848 and encodes 615 amino acids. Gene Ontology annotation, molecular function: enzyme regulator activity.